This is a messenger RNA of Gigantopelta aegis, 3712 nucleotides long. Its product is annotated as F-box/WD repeat-containing protein 1A-like. Gene Ontology annotation, molecular function: protein dimerization activity. The record is from RefSeq and is a predicted model, not a curated record. Bases 102 to 1658 code for a protein of 518 amino acids. NCBI's taxonomy places the organism in Eukaryota, Metazoa, Mollusca, Gastropoda, Neomphalida, Peltospiridae. The transcript is spliced from 12 exons.
UGACGUCAGAACAUCCGUCCCUAAUAAGGGAACAACCCUGAAGGGUGUAUGCUUUUCUUUGUGUUUUUCUCUUUUAAUUUAAUAUUCUGAACAUUUUCAAAAUGUCCACUGGAGAAACAAAGAUGGAAACGUGUAGUUCUGUUGAAGAAAGACCAGAAGAAAAAAGGGCGGAAAGUGCUGCUGUUGUUAGAAGUAUGACCAAAAAAGAACAGCAACCGUCUCCUGAAUUUGUGGAUAAGAAGGCUUCGUUCACGGAAUACUUUGAGAAGUGGACUGAAUAUGAACAAAUUGAAUUCGUUGAACAUUUAUUGUCACACAUGUGUCAUUAUCAACAUGGACAGAUAAAUGCUUUUCUCAGGCCAAUGUUACAGAGGGAUUUUAUAUCUGCACUUCCAGCUAAAGGUUUGGAUCAUAUGGCAGAAAAUAUCCUGGCGUAUCUAGAUGCCAAAUCAUUAUGCGCAGCAGAGCUAGUGUGCAAAGAAUGGUACAGAGUAAUUUCUGAAGGCAACCUUUGGAAAAAGUUGAUCGAAAGAAAGGUUUUAACAGACACUUUGUGGAAAGGAUUAGCUGAUCGCAGAGGCUGGUGUCAGUUCUUGUUUAAACCCAAACCGGGAGAACCGCCCAAAGAUCACAAAUUUUACAGAACGCUGUAUCCACAAAUCAUCCAAGACAUUGAGAGAAUAGAAAACAAUUGGCGGACAGGCCGCCACACAUUACAGCGUAUACACUGUCGCAGUGAAACGAGCAAAGGAGUGUACUGCCUUCAGUAUGAUGACCAUAAGAUUAUUAGUGGGCUGCGUGACAACACUAUAAAGGUAUAUAUCUGGGACCGGAAUUCACUGGAGUGUGUGCAGGUGUUGACCGGACAUACUGGCUCAGUGUUGUGCCUUCAGUACGAUGAGAACAUCAUCAUCUCGGGCUCUAGUGACUCUACUGUCAGAGUGUGGGACGUGAAGACAGGUGAGAUGUUAAACACGCUGAUUCAUCAUUGUGAAGCUGUUCUUCAUCUCCGCUUCAGUGAUGGAAUCAUGGUCACAUGCUCAAAGGAUCGAUCCAUUGCUGUGUGGGAUAUGCAGUCUUCGACAGAGAUCAAUCUGAGACGAGUGUUGGUGGGACACAGGGCUGCUGUGAAUGUGGUGGACUUUGACGACAAAUAUAUCGUCUCUGCAUCAGGGGACCGAACUAUAAAGGUCUGGAACACUUCCACAUGCGAGUUUGUCCGGACACUCAAUGGUCACAAACGUGGUAUUGCUUGUCUGCAGUACCGGGAUCGUCUGGUCGUUAGUGGCAGUUCAGAUAACACAAUCAGAUUGUGGGAUAUUGAAUAUGGAGCUUGCCUGCGUGUUUUGGAAGGACACGAGGAAUUGGUACGAUGCAUCAGAGUGGACGGCAAACGGAUUGUUAGUGGUGCAUAUGAUGGGAAAAUCAAGGUAUGGGAUCUUCAGCAAGCCCUGGACCCCCGAGCUCCAGCUGGCACUCUCUGUCUUCGCACUCUUGUUGAACAUUCUGGUCGUGUAUUCCGUCUGCAGUUUGACGAAUUCCAAAUUGUGAGCAGCUCGCAUGACGAUACAAUUCUCAUCUGGGACUUCCUCAAUGUUCCUGUGCCUGAAGGGACAAACAGAUCCCCGUCUAGGACUUACACAUAUGUGUCGAAAUGAUACACUCGAUCUUUAUCGGGCCAAACAAGCUUGCAAGUUCUGUGAACAUUACAUUGCCUUUUUGGGAGUAUUUGUUAAUUUAAAUGGCGUGUGAAUGUCUCAUUGGUGCACAGGCUGGCAUCACUUGUGCUUUAUGACUUGCUGGUCUGGCUAGCGGAGGCUGCUGGGUUAUGGGCGGAGGAAAGCUGCCUGUGGGUUUUUAUCUCGUGGAUUGGGUGUUAGGCCAGAAUCAAACGUGGACCAUGAAUCGGGUGAUAUCCUUCCAUUUGGAUCGUCUUUCAUUGUUGGAUCGGGGCUCACCAUGUCAGUAGCCAUAUUUGCCAUUUGCUAAAGAUACUUGUUCUGUAUAUGGCUUUAAAAUGUUUGUUAUUGGCAAGUCGUAUUUUGUUUUCCUUGGCAACUUUGUGCUAAGUAAUAAAUUUUUGAAAUGUGAACUUUUGGGGAAAAUGGCUACUUUGAAUUAAUUGUCAGGGCGAGUGCUGUUACAUAUCUAUGAUACUGUAGCUGUUCAUUGCUAGCUAGUUGCAUGGGCAUUUAGAAUAACUGUCACAAAUGGCUUUGGUGCUUGCAUAGUGUGCUAGCUCUCAAACUACCUUCUUUUUUUUGUCCUCUUUUGCCAGACUGUUUGCAUUGAAGCAUGUUAUUUUGUGAACAUGUCUUCUAAUAAAGGAGAAAAAAUGUUGAAUAAAAUCAUUUAUUAUUUUCUUGUCUAGUCUGUAAAAUAAAAUUCAAUAUUAACUUAUUUAUUAGCAACUGCUUAUUUUGUUGCUGGCAUAUUGUACAGGAUUUGUAAUAAAGUUACAAGUGCUAUAUAUAUAUGAACAAAAAAAAUGAAAAAGUAAUCAAAAAUGUCUUGUUGCUUGGGUGUAUGUAUUAAUUAAAAGAAAUAAAAAAUCUGCAAAUCCCACCACCACAAAGCUUUAUACUGUACAUAUCUGCUGGCUUGAUUACUGUUAUGGUUACGGUGUUUCUGAGUAAUCAUUGGCUAUGCAGUUCUUUUUAUGGUGUAUUCUUAUUGUUCACACCCAAGUCAACGUUUUAAUCGUGUUUCUAUUUAAUGUAUUUUUCUUAACUCCACUUCACUAAAUAUUCUUGUGAGGUUCAAAUGGUCUGGUUCUCACAAUCACAAUGCAAGGUGUUUGUUUUUUUUUACGGAUUUCCCAAGCCAAUUAAUUUUUUUCAUCAGGUGCUGGAAUUGUUGAACAAUGACCACCUGCAAUUUCCUAUUAAUUUUUACUUUACUUUCUGAUUUAUUUUGCCAAGUAAGAUAUAUAAAUUGCUACCAAUAAACAUUGCCAUUUGACUAGGUCAUUUAAAUUUAAAAAAAUAAAUUGUCAACCUACCUUUUUAUGUAGACGCAAGUUUUAACCAUGAAAAUGGUUUCUGGUGUAUUUGGGAGUUAAAAAAACAUUAGGAGCUUCAGCAUCUCCUCUUACCAUAGGAAAAAAGUAAUCUCUUCAUCAUCCACUGUCAUAAAGCUUAAUAUGAAUGGGAAAACAUGACCAAUAUUUGAGCAAGCCCCACCCCCCAGAUUCCAGGACAUUCCAAGUGUGAUGAAUGGGAUGCUCGAGGCCUUAGGAAGUGUUAAAUGUUUAUUUUAUAUGAUAAAUUUAUAUAAUACUUGUAUUUCUUGCCAAGGAAGCUUUAAGUUGGUCUUGGAUGUUCUUAAUACUAAAAAUAAAUUUUUUAAUCCCUAUGCAUUUAUUUGAUUUUUUUUCUUUUUUUUUCACAUUUCAUAUACAUGUAUGUAUUCGCACUGCAACAUGAAAUACAUAAUCGACAUGUCAUUCUAUAAGUUUAUAUAUCAUCACAUCAUAGCCAUCUAGCAUCAUGUUUUACUUGUCUGUAAAAAAAGUUAGUAAUCCGAGAACCAGACUUGAUGAACCUAUUGCAAUAAAUCCAGUCUCUGUUCCGACGUCACUUGGUCGACUUUCGUAUAGCGUCAUUCUGUAAUGUAUUGUUAACUUUAUACUAUAAACUACAUUAUUUGUGAUUAUUUUCCAUGUCAUGUAGAUAUCAUUUGCAGUAUUAAAAAAAAUAUAUGUUAAAUAUCA